AUGGAAGACAAACCAGAUACAUCUAGAUCUACUUCAGUUUUAUCUUCAAGAUCGAAAGAAAGUGAGAUCAUUAAAACUCCAUGGUAUUAUUGGAACGUUAUUCGUAAAGCAGUGUUAUCAAAAACAAAGCCAAAACCUAGCAAUAUAACUAUUGUUCAUGGCGUUCAGCAAGUUGGAAAUAUAUAUGCCGAUGAUAUAGUAUAUAGAGUCAUAUUUAACAUCAACAUAAAGUCUCAUAUCAUCCUUGAUAGCACUGGCUUUCACUUAUACAGAAAAACUGGACUGAAGGAAUUUUAUAAACUACCAACUCUUAUAACCGACUUUUUAUAUGCUCCUGAUGUAAAUCAAUAUGUUGGCUGGUGUCAUGACAGAAAAUUAAAGGUCUUAAAUGACAACUUUGAAGUAAUAUCCACUGCUAAAUCACCGGAUAGAAUUGCAUGUGCGAAAUAUAAUGAGACAACUAAUGAACUAUUGACUGGUGGCGUAGGAAAUAUAACUAUAUGGACAUUCAGGCAUAGUGCUAGACAUUUAGUUCCCAGCCAGGUUAUUCAGGAUCAAUUAAAUCAGAAAGAUACCGUUGAACUACUAGCUAUGGAACAAACUGCUAGCCGAUCACAAAGAUGUUUUGGUGCCGUUAAUAACUCUGUUAUGAUAUUUUAUACCCGAAAGAAUCAACAUAUUGGAACCCUAAAAGAUAUUCAUAUCAAGAAAAUAACUUGCAUGAUAUUUUACGACCCGCUCAAGAACCUUGUUACGGCUGGUAAAGACGGGUCAGUCAAAGUUUGGGAUAACAAUUACAACUUACGCUUAGUAUUUGUUGGACACUCUGACGAAGUAACAUGUUUGUCCAGUUACCCAUUUGGUCCCUAUAUCGUAUCUGGUUCAAGGGAUACCACAAUGCGCGUAUGGAGUUUAGAAACAUUUGAUGAAGCGGACAAAAUUGUUAAUGACGGACCAGUAGAAGGGCUUUGGUCUAGGGGUGGUUUCGAUUAUAUGUUAUCCUUCACUUCCUGGGGUGUUCAUGGUUGGAAAAGUAAACAUUGCCAUAAUGUUCUUGCUGCCAUAGGGAGCAUUGUCAAAAAUAUAAAAUACUUUUCUCACCCAAAGUAUCCUCCUCGAACCUUCUGUAUUGCUGCUGAUAGCGCAGUGCGGAUGAUCGAUACAGAUGAAGGGGACAUUCUGUCUACAUUACUGAUGCCAAUGUCAGUAGCAAUAUUGGAUAUUGGAUAUUCACAUAAAACAGAUUUACUAUUCGCAGCUACUAGUGAUGGAAAAGUUGUCAAGUGCAAACCAUCAACUAAUCCUUGCCAGAUUAUUGACAGCUGGCAAACAAGCAAAGGAAAAGAUGAUAUAAUUAUCCGCCUUUGCGCCUAUGACUACUCAGAAGAUGAAAAAUCCAAAGAAGGCGGAUGGAGCUAUAUAGCUACCGCCAUUCAAGCUGGCACAGCUGGUAACGAAACUUUGCCUACAAUUUCUUUAGUAUUUGGUGGUAGAAAAAAUGGCCUAAUAUCUAUGUAUGAUGCUAGAGAUUAUGGAACACCUAUGUAUGAAAUAGAGGGACAUGGAGCUGAAAUUACUGGCAUGGAAGUUAACCCACUCAGAGAUCAAAUCAUUUCUUCCGCAAAAGACAACACAGUUAAAGUUUGGCGGGUACAUGCAUUUUCAGAAGAAAAAUUGGUCCCUAUUAUGCUGUUUUACUGUGGACAAUUACCUCAUCAUUUAGCAGUUAUUGAUCAUAGAUUAAUGGUUGCAUUCCAUGAACCCUCCAAAGGCGAUUUUUCGACAGUUAUUUACAACGUAAUACAUAAAAAUCGUAACAAUCAUAAUGCAGAAGAUGACCACACAGAACAUAUUACGGGUUUGGCGGCUUGUCCAAAGAUGAAACUAUUUGCCUCAUCUAGUAUGGAUGGAACAGUCAGAAUUUGGGAUGAAUAUAGCCAAUUACAACGGGUUAUUAAAUUAAAUGCAAAAGCAACUGGAAUAACAUUUUGUAGCGAUCGUGGUGAUAUCCUCGUAGGAAUAGGAAGUCAUGUUCAUAAAAUCUGUCAUCAAGAUUAUCUACCUGACAGUUAUCUAAGACAUAUGGUAGUAAUGCAAUUUCCGAAUGUCCUUAAAAAUCGCGACGUAAAGCAGCAUUACGAUUACAUUGAAACAUUACCCCAUAUGGAUAAAAAACGUUUACAGAUCGCCAAGCCAACAGCUCAUGUAGCUAGCGAAUAUGUAGACGUACUGGAUGAUGAAGAAGCAUUAGAGCAGCGAAUGCAACGAGAGACGAAAGAAAAGGGCUAUGCUAGCAUUAAAGCUCGUGAAGAAGAAUUAGAUGCAAUCACCCAAGGCAAACUUUCAGUUCGGCCACCGAAACCAAAAACAAAACCUAACGUCAAUAAAGUAGCACUUAAAAAAUACUUGGAUCUCUUUUAUAACUCUAUUUACUAUAAAAAGACAAAAGUCACUAUUGAGAGUGAUGAUGAAGAUGCAUAUCAUUCUGAUAGCUCAUCAAAAGAUGAAAAUUCAUCAUUCAAAAUUCCUCAAUAUCCGCAGACAGGAUUCUUUCGCAGGCCUGCUAAAAAGCAACUAAUACGCUAUCAAUUAGUGGAUGAUGCAGCACUUGCUCCAGAUGGAUAUGUUCCUAAUUCAAUUUUGGCUCGGGCUUUAUUUCAAGAUGAUGAUACAGAUGAUGAGAAUUUCUGGAAUGAUCAGAAUUGGGAAUUACCACAAUUAACGACGGAACAAUUAGCUUUCUUAGACAGUAGAAAGACUCCAGUCAUUGCUAUGAUUGAUAAAUAUAACAAGAGCAUUAUGACUAAAAUUCCACCAGAUGAAAAUGAAUCUCCUGAUAUACCACAGUCGACAAGCUAUUAUGAAAGAUUGCAGAAAGCAUUAAGAGAAAGCAAUUCACCAGAUGUUACAGACGAUUCACGAAAUGAUACCCCAAUAUCAGGCGAUGAAGACGACCCAGAGAUUUAUCCUAGAACACCUGUAGAAAAGCAUCUAUCGAGACCACUUCGUGACAAGUUGAGAAAACAAUAUUUAAAGAAAAAAGAAGAGACCAAAAAGACUCCAUCACCAUCUCCAUCACCUUCCCCUCCGCCAAGAAUUCCAUCACCCGAGCCGCCUAAGAGAACCUUACCUAACUUUAUCGCUCAAUUUCAGGAUGACGAAUGGUUUCAAGAGGCCUUCCCUGAUAUUGAAGAUGAGUCAUUUCCAAAAAUUGAAAGUAUUGAGCAAUUCUUAGAUGCGCUAAUGAUCAAGCUUAAAUCGCCGAACAAUUCUACUAAAGUAGGAAUCCUAGAGGCCAUCUGUACCCUUCUAAAUCAAGUGGACGAUCCACUGGAAGAUAAACAAUUUCUAAUUCGUGCGCUUUUAGCAGAACUUAGAAAAGACAUCGUCAAUACGCGAGAUGGCAAAAAGAUUAUUAUAGCAGCCUUGAGAGCAUUGCAUAAACUUGGAGCAGAAUCGGAAAAGGCAUAUAUUGCUGAACUGUUAGUUCAAGCAGCAAGUGGUGAUGAAGAAAUUAGAAAUAUUGCCUUAACAAUUCUUUAUCAACUUGGGUUAUAUGAUCUACACAAUAUGUUGAUCAAGGAAAUAAAUUCCUGGGAUUUAAAGAAAAAGUUUUUAAAUAAUCGUGACAGAAAAAAUCAACUCAACAGCUUCACUGAAUCGUGGCUGUCUACUUGGAUUGAUAAAUUUUCCAAGCAUAUCGAGCACUAUACUAUAACUACAUCAAGAGAAGCAGUAAAACAAUCAAGAAAAAAGAGAAGUAAUCCAAAUAAAAUAGUCAAAGAUAUAUCGAAAGUUAAAUUUAAAGAUAAAGCAGAGGAAGGCAAUGCGCAAUCAUUUGGUUUUAUAGUAACCGAUUAUUUGAAGAAAAAGGCUGCUUUACUUAACUUUCAACCAAACAAUGAGAAUGUAUCGGAUCGGCCUGAGAUUUCUCCUGACUCAACAGAAAUAGCAGCGUUUAUUACACCUCUGGAAGCAAUUAAUUAUUUCUGUGAAUUUACUCGAGAAGAAGAGCUAGAAAAAUCUCGCCAAGAAUCGAGGCGAAAGUCGAAAGAACAAGAAACAAGGAAGAAUGCUAUAUUAGCAUUACCGAAAAUUAAUGUCAAACCAUGCUUAGCUCGAAUUGGCGAAACUCAUGUUAGUGCCUGUCAUCCUCAUAGAGAAGCUAUGCAUACCAAAGUUUUGCCAUCAACUAGAGAAUCAAGGCAUUCAGGAUUUACAAAUGCUUUAGCCCUACGAAUGAAUGUUAUGACACUUGCUCCAUUUGCGAAUGAAGAUCCUCAGUAUUACGGUUACUAUAAAGACAAUACUUUAUUAAUUUUACAAUCGUCUCAAAAAUAUUUUGUACCUAGUCGUUCCUAUACUGCUGCAGUUUGA
Messenger RNA from Trichoplax adhaerens, 4377 nucleotides. RefSeq lists its product as uncharacterized. The transcript has 39 exons. The record is from RefSeq and is a predicted model, not a curated record. Gene Ontology annotation, molecular function: protein binding. Bases 1 to 4377 code for a protein of 1458 amino acids. NCBI's taxonomy places the organism in Eukaryota, Metazoa, Placozoa, Uniplacotomia, Trichoplacea, Trichoplacidae.